This is a messenger RNA of Telopea speciosissima, 523 nucleotides long. Its product is annotated as probable calcium-binding protein CML23. The record is from RefSeq and is a predicted model, not a curated record. Bases 1 to 504 code for a protein of 167 amino acids. NCBI's taxonomy places the organism in Eukaryota, Viridiplantae, Streptophyta, Magnoliopsida, Proteales, Proteaceae. Gene Ontology annotation, molecular function: calcium ion binding. The transcript has a single exon.
AUGAGUUUUGAAAACCCUAGCCUGAAAUCUUCUGUUUAUCUGGAUAACAUGGAGGAGAUUAGGAAGGUUUUCAAGAGAUUUGAUGCUAAUGGCGAUGACAAGCUCUCUUCCACUGAGCUCGGUAAUGUUCUCAACGCCCUUGGCUCUGAGACUUCACCAGAUGAGAUCAAACGGAUGAUGGUUGAGAUUGAUACUGAUGGUGAUGGCUUCAUCGAUCUCCAAGAGUUCGCUGAUUUUCACCGUGGAGUUAACAACGGAGAUGCGAGGAGUACUGCUGAUGGAAUCAGGGAAUUAAAAGAUGCUUUUAAUCUGUUUGAUCGGGACAAGAACGGUUUGAUAUCGGUGACGGAGCUUCACAUGAUUUUGAAGAACUUGGGCGAGAACUGCUCCCUCCACGACUGCUCCAAGAUGAUUAGCUCCGUUGAUGCCGAUGGUGAUAGCAACGUUAACUUUGAGGAGUUCAAGAAGAUGAUGAUGACUAACAGCAGAGCUUCCUCUCAUUAGACUUGAAUCUGUAAAUCCU